AUGUCUUCAUCCCCUCCGCAGAAAGUCUCGCUCUACUCUGUUAAUGUUGCAGAUCUCAAAAAUGCAACGGACGAUGCACUUGCACCAUACCUUACGAGCCUCCCCAAACCCUACGCCUUCAGACAAGAACAUUACAUGACAAACGUAAAGCUUGCAUUGGGGUACACAGCCGUCCUGAUCGCUGGAGUGCUAUUCUAUGCAGACUGGAAACUGGGCUGGGACGCGACCAAGUCGUACACAGGUCCUGCAUGUGUCGCAUACUUUGUGCUAAAUAGUGCAUUGACGUUCUGGAUCUGGGUGGUGGAGGCAGGGACAGUGUUCGUGGGUGUCAGGGAGGGAGGACAAAAGCUCACACUCCGUUCGGUUUCGAAGAAACACUCCCCUGAAUACAAACUAAAAGUCACCUACACGGCCCCCUCAACUGGCAAGAAAUGGGAAGACAAGGAAAUCUCCGGCAACUACACACAGUGGUUUAAUACACAUGGCUAUCUGCAACGCAAGGAACUCCAGGCGUGGCUCAACUCCAAUAUCGACGUGUUGAGGAAUGCACAGGAAGAGAUGGCCAGGAAGGACAAGACCGACAGAAUUCCCGUCAUGAUGCCCGCGGUGCAAGCUGACCAAGGAGCUGAACCCCCAACAACGCUUUCGUCUGGUGCGGAACCAAGUCCAACGCCAGCGGGCACGAAGAAGGGCCGGUCGAAGAAAAAGGCUUGA
Molecule: messenger RNA, 714 nt
Organism: Fonsecaea multimorphosa CBS 102226
Lineage: Eukaryota; Fungi; Ascomycota; Eurotiomycetes; Chaetothyriales; Herpotrichiellaceae
Exons: 3
Coding region: 1-714 (237 amino acids)
Biological process (GO): protein targeting to ER
Cellular component (GO): signal peptidase complex; membrane
Source: RefSeq, a predicted model, not a curated record